UAGCUACAAAGAAGAGAGCUUGUGGACAAGUGUAUAGGAUCAAGAAUUCACAUUGUGAUGAAGAGUGAUAAGAAAAUUGUUGGAACACUUCUAGGAUUUGAUAACUUUGUCAAUAUGGCGCUGGAAGAUGUCACUGAGUUUGAAAUCACACCAGAAGGAAGAAGGAUUACUAAAUUAGAUCAGAUUUUGCUAAAUGGAAAUAAUAUAACAAUGCUGGUUCCUGGAGGUGAAGGACCUGAAGUAUGA
Molecule: messenger RNA, 246 nt
Organism: Sciurus carolinensis (gray squirrel)
Lineage: Eukaryota; Metazoa; Chordata; Mammalia; Rodentia; Sciuridae
Product: U6 snRNA-associated Sm-like protein LSm5
Exons: 1
Coding region: 58-246 (62 amino acids)
Biological process (GO): mRNA splicing, via spliceosome
Cellular component (GO): U6 snRNP; Lsm1-7-Pat1 complex; U4/U6 x U5 tri-snRNP complex
Molecular function (GO): RNA binding
Source: RefSeq, a predicted model, not a curated record